Messenger RNA from Dermatophagoides pteronyssinus (European house dust mite), 1920 nucleotides. RefSeq lists its product as uncharacterized. Gene Ontology annotation, molecular function: sequence-specific DNA binding; DNA-binding transcription factor activity, RNA polymerase II-specific. The record is from RefSeq and is a predicted model, not a curated record. Gene Ontology annotation, biological process: regulation of DNA-templated transcription. Lineage: Eukaryota; Metazoa; Arthropoda; Arachnida; Sarcoptiformes; Pyroglyphidae.
UUUGCUUGUAUGUAAAUACUGUUUUAGUGGGAUGAUCAAUUUGUUUCAAUCCAUCCAAUAUAUACAUAGUAAUAGACACACAAAGACACAAGACAAGACAAUAUUGAAAUUUAACCAAAUAAUUCGACUCCUCCUCCUCCUCUUUUCUUCAUUACUUCGUAACUAUAUUCAACAAUUUUUUGUUUUUGCUAUAAAGUUGGCCAUUGACUGGAUAUAAUAAUUGUAAAUUUUUAAAUGUUUUUUGUUUGGUUAUGAUCAUUCAUUUUUCAAAAAAAAAAAGAAAUUAUCCCAAAUGAUUAUUGGAUUCAUUAGUCGAUUUUGAUCAUUAGUUUUGGUUAUAUUAUGCCAUGAAUGUGAUCAUAUAAUUAGACUAAUUAGAUUUAAUAAUCAUCAUCAUAAUCAUCAUAAUCAUUAUAUGACAAAUUGAUUUUUUUUACACACACACACAGUUAUUCAUCAUAGUGAACCAAAAAAAAAAACACAUUUGUUUUUAGUUAGAGAAAAAAUGAAAUUCUUGUUGGUGUCAACAAGUUAGUGUCAUCAGUGAACAUAAGUGAAAAACCAAUUUUUUUUUCAUUCGACCAAAUCGAUUAUAUAAAAAGAAAAAUUCAUUUCAAAAGAUAUAUUCAUUUCAUUUGUUUUUUUGGGAUUCGAUAAAAGUAAAUCAAAUGAUUAAAAAAAUGGUUGACAUGAAUAAUAACAUUCAUAUCGAUAAAGAUCGUCAAUCAAAAUCAAAAAUAUUGAACUUUGCUAUGGAAAAUAUUCUUUCAUCAUGUUCGAAUGAUUUGAAAACGAAAAUCAAAAAUCGAGAGGAUUCUUCUUCGUCGUCGUCAUCACCGCUAUGUUUAAAUAAUACGGCUUCCGAAACGGAUUUGAACGGAAAAAACAACCACCACAACGAAGAUAUUAUUAAUCAGCAUCAUUUAAGCGAAAAUUAUUCUCCUGAUAAAUCAACAAUUCAAAUGCAAACAAUUAAUUCAAUGAUCGGUGGAUAUGGUGGUGAAACAUCCGGAUAUUUUACAACAUCAUUUCCCAUUGAUCCAUUAAUACAUUCAUCAUUGACGAAUACAAAUUAUUCAAUUCCUGGAAUACAUGGCUCUACUUCUUCAUCAACAUCAACAUCUUCUUCAUCAUCAACAUCAUCACCUUUUGAUUAUAUAAUUCCACAUUUGUUUUUCAACCAGGAGCAAAUCAAUUGGAUGCGUAAUCAAUAUCAACAAUUUUUACCACAACCAUCAACAACAACAACAACAACAACAAAUUCAAUUAAUGAAAAUAUUGAUCAAUUAACCUAUUGGAAUUGUUUAAAAGAUCGAUAUCAAUAUUUAUUAUCAACAUCAUCAUCAACAUCGAAUGUUUUGAAUAAUGAUCCAAUUUUGUCAGAGCCUAUGAUUUUGAAUGAAUCAUCGAAUUCAACUGUAAAACAACAACAACAACAACAUUUAACUAAAUCAUCAUCAAUAGCUAAUAAUCAACAACAACAACAACAAAUCCGUAAUAAUAAUAAAAAUGAUAAACGAAAACGAACUUGGUCAAGAGCAGUAUUUUCAACAAAUCAACGUCGUAAUCUUGAACGUAGAUUUGCUAUACAAAAAUAUAUUACUAAACCGGAUCGUCAUCGUUUGGCUGAAGAAUUAAAUCUAACCGAUUCACAAGUUAAAGUUUGGUUUCAGAAUCGUCGAAUGAAAUGGCGUCAUUCAUUGAAAUUUCAAGCACAAUUACAAAUUGCCAUGAAAUCUCGUGAACUACAAAAUUUAAUGAAACAAAAAAAUGGUAAAAUGAAAACAAUGAUGAUGGCCAUAAAUAAUAAUAACGAUCAUAAUAAUAGUCAUCCGAAAAACAUAAAAUGAAUGAUGAAUUUACAUCAUGCUUUUCAUAACACAUAAACAUGUUUUAUUUUACACAAAAAUCUUUUCUUUU